Molecule: messenger RNA, 2612 nt
Organism: Cryptotermes secundus
Lineage: Eukaryota; Metazoa; Arthropoda; Insecta; Blattodea; Kalotermitidae
Product: armadillo repeat-containing protein 8
Exons: 12
Coding region: 323-2269 (648 amino acids)
Biological process (GO): proteasome-mediated ubiquitin-dependent protein catabolic process
Cellular component (GO): GID complex
Molecular function (GO): protein binding
Source: RefSeq, a predicted model, not a curated record
CAUCAUUAUCUGUUACUUCUGCAAGACCUGUAAUCAGUGGUGAGGGGGAAAAAUUGUGAAAUGAAGGUGCCUGACAGAAAUGUAUAUAAUCAAGUGUAGAUUUAUUUUUUUGUUUCCAGCAAAAGUUGUUAGUAAUAAGUGUUCAUCAGUGUUAGCACUUAAAUUCUUCAAUGUGGGACCAGUGUAAUAUAUUUCUGUUGAAAAAUGAGUAUGUUAUCUUUAAUAAAAAUAGUAUAUUCCUUUUGUAAUAACUACUGGUUCCAGUCGUGAUAUUUUAUUGACAUGCAUCUAUGCUGAGCAUAUUCUUCCAUAUACAACACUAAUGGAAAGUCAACAAUUCAGGUGCUUGAAGAAUUCUGUUAUUGGCAGCAAUCGUCAGAAAGGUCAUGUGAUCACCCAAGGUGUAGUACCAAGGUUACUCCAGCUUGUUGGGGACAACAUGAUGCCAAUUCAGCUCAAGGCGGAAGCAACAGUUACACUUGGUUCUCUAGCUAAGGGAACAGAGGAUCACAUUAAAGCGUUGGUAGAUAUGGGUGUUGUACCAGUGCUAAUAGCUGGUUUGGGCAGUGAUGAAGUGAAGUUGAUUGAAGCAUGUCUGAGAUGUUUGAGGACCAUCUUUGAGUUCUCAUGUGCACCUGUGGGGCUAAUUUGUCAGGAUGAGAAUCUACCGUUACGGCUGCUGAGUCUCAUCCCACAUUCUGUAUCCAACCAAGUGUGUGUAGCUACUAUUCUUGCCGCAGGAUGCAAGACAGCAGAGAACCAGAACUUACUGUGCAGACAAGAGGCUGUUCCUGCUUUAGCUGCUCUACUGUGCUCUCCCCAUUACAAAGUACAGAUGCCAAGUCUGCGCUGCCUGGCUAACAUGUGCUUCCAGAACCAGAAGGUGUCUGCAAUUGUUGCAACUUCCAGCUUUGGAGGAAAGUCUGUGCCAGACUUACUGGUGGGACUGAUGGCAAGAGACAAGCCUAGCGAGAUGCAGAUGGGAGCAGCGAGGUGUAUCACCUAUAUGCACCGAGCUGGUGCUGUAAGCGCUGAGGAUCCAAAGAUUUUGUAUCGGACACUUCCUUGCUUGGUCCGUCUGUGUAAGAAAGAUCGGCCUUGCGAAGAACGGGUAACUGCAGCAGAGACGUUAGCAUAUCUGACAGAAGUUGACACAGAACUGCAGCGUCUUGCUUCCAUUUCAAAUCAUCUAGUCCCUACUCUUGCUGAGCUGCUUCACUACCAACCCGAGCCAUCACACACGCAGGCUGUGCAACUGACCCCCAGUCAGACGGCACAGCGACUGGAGCAAGAGGUGAAGACUGCCCAGGACAUGAAGCAAGCAGCUUUCAGAGCUUUUGCUUCACUGGGAGCUAAUGAUGAGGAUAUACGAAAGAAAAUCAUUGAAACAGAUAACCUAAUGGACCAUAUCGUAAGUGGACUUCAGGACCCGAGUCAGCGAGUUCGGCUUGCUGCUGUUCGAUGUCUCCAUUCACUCUCUCGAUCUGUUCAGCAACUUCGGACUACCUUUCAGGAUCAUUCGGUGUGGCGACCCUUGAUGCAGCUUCUGCAGGGGGCAUCUGAUGAUAUCCUGACAGUUGCUUCCUCAACUCUAUGCAAUUUGCUUCUUGAAUUCUCCCCUAGCAAAGAACCUAUUCUGGAGUCAGGAGCUGUGGACUUGCUCUGUGGACUUACAAGACGUCAGGAUCCAGCAUUGCGACUUAAUGGGAUAUGGGCACUUAUGAAUAUGGCAUUCCAGGCUGAACAGAAGAUAAAGUCCCAGAUCCUUCAUGCACUAGGCACGGAUCAGAUAUUUAGACUGCUGUCUGAUCCAGAGGUGGGAGUUCUUAUGAAAACACUGGGAUUGCUACGGAACCUGCUGUCAACAAAGCCUCAUAUAGACCAUAUCAUGGGUCUUCAUGGCAAUCAAAUAAUGCAGGCUGUGGUGCUGAUUUUGGAAGGAACCCACAGUGCAGAAGUCAAGGAGCAGGCAUUAUGCAUUUUGGCUAAUAUUGGUGAUGGGGAAUCAGCUAAGGAAUAUAUAAUGGCCAAUGAAGAUGUCCUGAAGAAACUUACUGAUUACAUGAUGCACUCGAACGUGAAGCUGCAGAUAGCGGCCAUCUUCUGCAUAUCCAAUUUGGUAUGGCGAGAAGAAGCAGGAUCAAGUGAACGUCAGGCACGACUGCGAGACCUUGGCGUAUAUAAAUUACUGCAGCAGUUGAUCAUGACAUCUGACACACUUCUCUUUGACAAGGUGAAAACAGCCAUGACCCAGUUUUCUGAUGCAUGAUGGUCAUUGUGGUAACACUGUAUCACCACUGAAGAUGUCCUCUAUGUACUACUACAUAGUACAAGGUCCUGAUACUUGUUAGUUUGUUCUUUUAUUUAGUAUGACAAUUUUGUGUAGUGUGGAACCCCAUUUAAUGUUUCUUGCAUCAGUACUUCUCCUCCCCCUGUUUAACUUUCAGUUUCAUUGAUUCCAAGCCAAUAAUCACAGAGUUAAAUUUGCUCCAUUUUUCCUCCACUUCUCAGUUCAGUGUUCAGAUCCAGCAGUCCACAAAGAACCCUUAUAUGGGGGUUUCAGUGUAAAUGUAACAUGCAGAUAACAUCAAAUAAAUUCUCUGUUGAAUAUA